CCCGACUCUGCACAGUCCAUCAAAGUUGGACUGUGAAUGAAUGCAUAUACCCGCCCUGCCAAUUUCGUAUUGCAUUCCGGCCGCCCAGCUGGCCCCCUACCUCAUCUCCCCCGUACCUUACGUAUCUUAGUCCCUAGAUGCGCCUAGGUAUUCCAUGCUGGACCCACCAUAGCUCGACAUUACCACCACUCCUUUGGCCCGCACAUCUCGAACCUCCGUUGCAUCCAUCCCCAAAUCGCCAGCAAAGUUAACCCCCGUUGGCUGAUCUUCCUUUCACAACCACGGAAUUGUGGGCAUGACGCGCACCCGGUCCUGAUAUCCGCAGCGGCCGCGACGCCCGGAUUACUUUAAAUUCGGUCCUGGUCCACACCUCGAAAACCCCCCUGCUCAUACGCAAGCCGCCCGCACUGCCCUUGGCAGCGCAAGCAGCCUGCAGUACGGAGUGCUGCGCCGGCCCCUUCAAAUGGCCCAUACGCCGGCCUCAACGACUCCGUCGCGUAGUUCCCCGUCCUCACACCUUCAUCCUUCCCCCUCGCUGUACGACCGCGACUUCGACGACGAUUAUUCGGGCGGCCAAUCGACACCGAUCAGGACGCCCUCUAGAUCUUCCAGCAACAACACCGACGGCGACGACAAGGGCGGCAACGAGCUCAAUGACGACGUCGACUUUCCCUUUGCAAUCCGCAAACCCCUAGAAGUGCAUCGCGAAAGGGACACGAAGCUUCCCGGUCUUGGCAAUUUCGCCCGACACCAUACGGACAGAUUCAGAAGCGGCGAGAGGGACGACACCGACGACUACCCCGAAGACGACGACGCUCUCGUGUUAGAGCAAGAUCCAGCAGGGAUGUCUAGCUGGGCGGGACAGCCCUCCAUCAGAGGGAGCUCGGAGGCCAUGCGAAUGGUGCUCUUGGCCUUUAAUACCCUUGGUAUCACCUUCACGUGGGGAAUUGAGAUGACAUAUUGUACACCAUACCUAUUGAACCUCGGCCUCACAAAGAGCAACACCUCGCUGGUAUGGAUCGCAGGACCGUUAUCGGGGCUCGUGGUUCAGCCCAUUGUAGGAGCCAUCGCGGACGAAUCCAAGUCGAAAUGGGGCAGGCGGCGACCAUUCAUCGUGGUUGGGUCAAUUAUCGUUGCAAUUAGCCUGCUGACCUUGGGAUUCACGAAAGAGAUUGUCGAGAUCUUCGUUUCGGACAAGGAGACGGCGCGAAUCUUCACAAUCAUCCUGGCGGUGUUGGCCAUCUACUUUGUGGAUUUCGCCAUCAAUGCUGUAAUGUCUUGCGCACGAAGCCUGAUCGUCGACACCCUCCCUAUUGAGAAGCAACAGACUGGCGCCGCUUGGUCUAGCAGAAUGUCAGCGAUUGGACACAUGCUGGGCUAUGGAGCCGGUGCCAUCGACCUAGUCGGCAUAUUUGGAAAGGCAAUGGGUGACUCGCAAUUCAAGCAGCUCACGCUCAUCGCCACUUUCUUGAUGCUCUUCUCUUCCGGCGUGACCUGCUGGGCCGUUAACGAGCGGGUCUUGGUGUCGACAAGACACGACCCCCGCAAAGCCACCGGGCGGUUCAAGGUCUUCCGCCAGAUUUGGUCAACGCUGCUUCAUCUUCCCCCUCGAAUCCAGGCGAUUUGCUGGGCCCAGUUCUGGUCCUGGAUCGGCUGGUUUCCGUUUUUGUUCUACAGCACCACCUGGGUUGGCGAGACGUACUUCCGAUACGACGCUCCGGCAGAGGGUAAAGACUCCAAAGAUGCCCUGGGCGACAUUGGCCGCAUCGGCAGUUUGGCGCUGGUCAUAUACUCGACCAUUACCUUCAUAGGCGCCUGGCUCCUACCCAUGGUGGUCAAAUCACCAGACGAUGACAACUUCACGGCUCGACCGCCCCAAGCCAUUGCGCCAUUCCUAGAACGUUUCAACAAGAACAAGCCCGAUCUCAUGACCGCCUGGAUAUGCGGCCACCUCAUGUUCGCUGCGGCCAUGUGCCUGGCCCCCUUUGCGCAAAGCUUCCGCUUCGCAACCUUCCUCGUCGCCUCCUGCGGCUUGUCUUGGACAAUCGCCAUGUGGGCGCCGACGACCUUCCUCGGCGUAGAGGUAAACAAGCUCAGUGGUGCUCGCGAAGGAGGCGGCAGCGGGACGGCAGCCUACCGCCGCCUAUCAAACGACUCCAAUAUUGAGCUGCCCACGCUCGGCCAGGACCAACCACUCCACCUGGAACAUGGCCCGGACGAUGGUGGCCAGCAGACCACGUCGUCUACAGGCGAGUUGUCGGGCAUCUACUUUGGCAUACUCAACAUCUACACCACUCUGCCACAAUUCAUCGGAACCUUCAUAAGCACCAUUGUCUUCACAAUACUAGAGCCGGGCAAGAGUCCUGAGCUUUCAGACGCACCCGAACACGAGCAGCACAACACCGAUGGACCCAACGCUAUUGCAGUGUGUCUCUUUAUCGGUGCCAUAUGCGCAGUGGUGGCCGCGUUCGCGACGCGAAAGCUCAAGUAUCUCUGAGCCUGAUGUACGAGUCGGUAAAGAAGAAAUAGCACGCGUUUCGUUAUUGUACGGGCAAGGGUAGCGUAGGGGAUAUGGGAUGGCGUUACGGAAAGGGGAGAGACCAUGUUCUCUCGCAUUAGAUCAUGUGUGGGAUAAAGCGUAUAGGGCUUUCGUUUCAUUUAAGGAAUCUCGAGGGCAUGGCACAUGUCGAGGCUGCCGGCUUUUACUAGACGUAAGGGAGCUAUGUUGCUGCACUGCCGCCAGUGAAUACACUCGGGGUCAUGGAUGAAUGAGAAUAUGGGUGGUGUGAAUCGCUGUUUUCUUAAGUAUUUGUACGUGGAGCUGCUCGCGAUGGAGCACGCUGCCAAAGCCCUAUGUACAAGUCCGGUCCGUACAGUGAGCGCAUGUGUCGACGCUUGCUCAAGGGUAUCUCAAAUCUCUCGUCGCGCGGAUGCGUGCCGAACAUCUGUCUCUCUCCCCCCCCCCCCCCC
Colletotrichum godetiae is the source of this 2970-nucleotide messenger RNA. RefSeq names its product sucrose transporter. Gene Ontology annotation, molecular function: sucrose:proton symporter activity. Bases 464 to 2497 code for a protein of 677 amino acids. Gene Ontology annotation, cellular component: plasma membrane. The transcript is spliced from 5 exons. NCBI's taxonomy places the organism in Eukaryota, Fungi, Ascomycota, Sordariomycetes, Glomerellales, Glomerellaceae. The record is from RefSeq and is a predicted model, not a curated record.